AUGGCAUAUGAGAGUCAAAGCGAUAGGUCUGUGUCCCCCAUCCAGUCCAUCUGCGAGGAGAGCAUCACAGCGACGAGUGCUGUAAGCUUCCUCAAGUCGAGUGUUGAUGAGUCAAUCCACGAGGCUUUCGCUCACGAGACUCCUGAUGAAGCCAGAUUUCAUCACCAGCCGAGCGCCUUGUCAAGGGUCAUGAUAAUUAUCACAGAUAUUUUUGCACUUUCUCUCGGCUUUGGUCAUUUCGUAUUUGUCUGUUUAGUAGCAUCAUACGACGGCCGUCCCAUGGAUUUCAGGUAUGGGCAAUUUCAGGCCAUCCUAACCACGCUCGAAAUGGGGAGCUCACUUGGUACUCUGGAGCAACUCAUUGGGAGCCAAACAGUAGGCGGGGCUGCUGCUAUUCAUCUCAAAACAGCAGCUUUCAACCCUCUAGCUGUUAUGAUUCUUGCUCUAUGGUCAUUUUCUCCUCUCGGCAGUCAGUCGUUACUACGGAUUCUCCACCAAGAAACGCCGUCGGACGCUACAACCUUUGUCUAUCUGAACACUCAGAAAGCCUAUCCCAAUGAGAUACUUAAAGGCUCGAUGGGGGAUUCAUACAUUCGGAGCUUGAACUUAGAUGUAAAUAUCGCGACUGGACCAACUGAUCCUUGGGGGCAUACUAAAAUUCCCUUCUUAGAGCCGGCGGCUCUGAAUCUAAAGGAUAGCCAAUCUUGGCAUGAGAUGGCUAACAAUCAGACGAGGUCAUACUCAGCAUUAUUUGGUGUCCAGAUCUCUCAUUUACUCCCUGGGAACAGCAUGGUCUCCAUUGAAACAACAUAUGUGGAUUUGGAAUGCGAGCCUUUUGAAACGAAAUUGCGGCCUGAAAAUUCUUCCCUGUACGAGACAAAGCUGAAUCAAACAGCUCUGGAGGAAAUUGCUUCUUACACAGAAGGAAUGCUUCGCAACUACACUGGAGCGAUUACCAAUGGAAGCUGGUACGGAUAUCAGCAGGACUUAGAGAUUACGUUCAAACGCGCACACCGAUGGAAUAUUGCCCUGAACCGUUUCAUUGGCACAGAUUGGCUCGCCUUCAGGGAGUCUAGUCUCAAUGUUUUCCAAAAUGAAACCGCAAUCGAGGCAGGCUUGACCAAAAUGCUCGUUCAGUUUGACUUUGCAUGGGAGCGGAAGCCCGAAGAAGAUUUCUAUUUCUUCGCCAGGAGUGAGUGUCGCGUAUCACAGAAGCAUGUGGAGACUCGACUCUCUUGUUCAGUUAUUCCUCAGAAGCUCCAACCAGACUGUCACGCGGUAGCUCAGCGUCCGUCUCUCAAACCGCACCCGCCUGAGAAUCUGUCGAUUCUUUCUCAUCCCCAGAUAUUCGGCGCCAUUUCACGGCUCGUCCCCUCCGUGUUACUGUCUGGGAAAGGAACUCUAAGCUACAUCUUCAACAUGGCAAAUCUAACAAUAAUUUCAGCAACCGAUCUCAGUACACGUUUAAGUCAGGCCAUCAACACGUUCUAUCUGGUGCACCAGAUCUCCGAAUUUAUGGACCCCUUGCAAGUGCCAUCAUACGAGGUUGACGCUCCCUUUUCGGCUUGGACUGUUGGCAAUGCCACCAGAACAGACGUUUAUUAUGUUUACUUGAUAAACUGGCCUUGGAUGGUCGUCUGUCUGGUCUCCUGUCUAAUUCUUACGCUUGCAAGCAUCGUGGGAGUGGGAUUUGUACACUCAGGGCAUGGGCCGGAGGUCCUAGGCUAUGUCUCUACUGCUAUCCGAGAAUCUGAUAUUGACGGGCUACCUGCCAAGGCGGCACAAAUGGAUGGGGAUGAAUUAUCCAAGGCAAUGAGGAAGAAACGCUUUCGAUAUGGCCGAAAGCUUGGUGACAAGGGACCGCAUACGGUUGGGUUUGGACCUGAGGAGGAUAUAAUUAUUCUGUAA
Messenger RNA from Clonostachys byssicola, 1908 nucleotides. Lineage: Eukaryota; Fungi; Ascomycota; Sordariomycetes; Hypocreales; Bionectriaceae. The record is from the annotation of a GenBank genome assembly.